AUGAUCAAUUCAUUCGAAGGUCACUACAAGUCACGUCGAACUAUCAACCUUGGGGGGAGAAGACAACAAGAAGAUAGGGAAGCACUCGUGAAAAAAACUCACGAUCAACGUAAAGCUAGAGAGAAAGAGCGACUAAAACAAAAGUCUGCAAUCAAAAUUCAGGCUUUUUAUCGCGGAAGAACUACGGCUGGAACGUUUCGUGAUAAUGAGCGCAAAUCUUGGGAUCAACAAAUCAAAUUCAUGAUAAAUAAUGUAUAUUCUGAGCGUGAUUUGGCUCUGAAUUUGAUUAAUCUCGUGCGCAGCUUUCUCUUUUUUUACCGUUCGCAUUAUGAUGCUCAAAGAAAAUUAAACUUGAAUCAAAUGUUGCGGAAACAAACAAAAGGUUUAGAAGCAGUAUUCUUUCCAUUUUACUACGAUGAUUUACGAGAUUUGUGGACUUACCAAUUAAAACGGACUUUAGUCAUAUUUCUCAAAAAUCUUGAAAUUAAUACUAUGCAACCAUAUCAAAGUAUCUAUAAUUUGGAAACGUUGCUUCUAUCCAUGAACAUCUCAAAGUAUCAAAAAAUUCAGAAUAUUAAUAGAGAGUUAGUAACUCUAUCAAGGAAUUUUAGAAUACCUUGUAAAGAAUGGCUUAUACGUAGAAUUGAGAAAUAUUUUGAUCAGCAUGAAGAUAAAGAUAAUCCUGUAAUACUACCUUUAGUUGAACUUGCUUUGCACCCUUUACAAAUUUCAUCAUCUUCACACCAAAUCUAUGAUUCAUUUCUACAAAAUUUUAUCACUCAUAUCUUUACAAUUCCACUAAUACCGAAUCGGAUCAAUAUUGAAACUUUAAAAAUAUUUUCUUCUCGGUUACCAUUGAAUGAUAUUAUUCUGAAAUUGUCAACUAUGGUUGGAGCUGUAGAGGAUAUAGAACAAGGAUGUGUACUAUUUGGAAAUUUGCUAGCAUUUGCACAUCAAAAGGUUUCAAAAAUGAAGAUUAAUGUGAUGUUGGCUUAUAUGAAAACAAUUCAAAACCUAGCAUUACGAAUUCCAACUCAGCUAUUAAUUGACAAAUCUGAAAACUCUAAUGAUGCAUUGCCUAAAGUUGAUCCACGAAUUUUAAAGUGGAUUUCUCGCUUGUUUGAUAAGGAGCAUUUGGCUUCAUUUUUCGCACUUGUAGCUUCUUCGGCCAUUUUCGGAGUUUCAAAUUUUUUUAUAACCUUAAUGAUUCGAUGGCCGUCCAAGAAAGUUGUCCUAUUAAACAACAUGAUUUAUGGAAAACGUCCUGUAGUUAGUUUGCUAUGGGGUGCAUUUGAAAAUACAGAAUUGGCUCAAUUAUUAACAAAUAACAAAUCAAACUCAAACACAAUGACGGAUCCCACUUUUUCUGAACAAUGGGGUUUAUUUGCCUUACUCUGUGAGGUAUAUAGUAGAGUUUUGUUUACUAUGGGUGACGAUGAAUUUUUUGAUGAGCGUAAAAAUCCGUUAAGGUUAUCAGAAAUCAUCAAGAUGUCUACUUGUAUGAAGCAUGUGGGAUUUUUGAUAUAUUGGAACAGGAACAAUAGUCCUCCAUUAAAAAUGGAUGUCAGAAUUGAAAGUAGUUGCAUUGAUUUAUAUUAUCUAAGAGAUAUUGUUACCAAACUAUUGCGGCAGAUUCAUGCGAGAGAUUCUCGCCGUCAAUUCACCCCAACAGAUCACUGGUUAAUGACUUCAGAGAUUGACAUGAAUGUUUUUGUGAAAAUUGUAGUUUUAGAUGAGCAAGAUCUUGAAUAUGAUAGUGAUGAUGAAGCUUGUAACUUAGAUAAGAUGCAGAUAGCGAAUAUUAGCCCGAGACUUGGAAUCUUGUAUAAUAUUCCUUUUGUAAUACCAUUUGAGGAGAGGGUUAAAAUCUUUAGAGAAUUUGUUCAGAAUGAUCGUGAACGGAAUAUUAAUCGUGCCGAUUUAUUUAUGCAGCCACGUGCACGUGUUUCAAUUAGACGAAAUUCUGUGUUUGAAGAUGGUUUCAGUAAUCUUAAUGCAUUAGGUUCCGGACUGAAAAGUCCGAUUGCUAUUCAAUUCAUUGAUGAAUUUGGAAUGCAAGAAGCUGGUAUUGAUGGUGGUGGCUUAUUUAAGGAAUUUUUGACUUCGUUGACACGUAUUGCGUUUGACACAAAUUACGGGUUAUUCCUUAGUACUAAGGAACAACUUUUAUACCCUAAUCCAUAUGCAUUUUCCAGUCAAGAGCAACUUAGUUACUAUGGGUUUAUUGGUCGUAUAUUAGGCAAAGCUCUAUAUGAAGGAAUUUUGGUUGAUGCCGCAUUUGCCGGCUUCUUUUUAAAUAAAUGGCUAGGAAGAACAUCAUAUUUGGAUGACUUGCCUUCUCUUGAUCCAGAAUUGUAUCAGGGCCUUAUAUAUUUAAAAAACUAUCAAGGCGAUGUUGAAUCGGAUUUAUCACUUAAUUUCACUGUUGUAAAUAAUGAGCUUGGAGUAUCUCGAACUAUUGAACUUAUUCCAGGAGGAAGUGAUAUACCAGUCACCAAUGAAAACCGUAUUAGUUAUAUACAUAGGGUGGCAGACUAUAGAUUAAAUAAACAAAUAGAACUUCAAUGCGGAGCAUUCUUUGGAGGAUUAUUAGAUUUGAUUAAUCAAAAAUGGUUAAUGAUGUUUAAUCAGGAAGAACUUCAAAUACUUGUUGGAGGAGCAUAUAUUCCGAUAAAUAUUGAAGACUUAAAACAAAAUACAGAAUAUUCUGAUUACAAGGAAGAUGACCCUGUCAUUAUUAAUUUCUGGAAAGUUGUAACUGAAUUUCCCGAAGAACAAAAACAAAAACUAAUAAAAUUUGUUACUUCGUGUUCUCGACCUCCUUUACUUGGUUUUAAGGAACUUCAUCCUAAGUUCAGUAUACGUAAAGCUGGAUCAGGAACUCGAUUACCUUCCUCCAGUACUUGCGUUAAUUUACUAAAGCUACCAGCUUAUUCUGAUGAAAAUACUUUAAGGGAGAAAUUGUCAUAUGCCAUAAAUGCUGAUGUUGGUUUUGAUCUAUCUUGA
This is a messenger RNA of Funneliformis caledonium, 3006 nucleotides long. The record is from the annotation of a GenBank genome assembly. NCBI's taxonomy places the organism in Eukaryota, Fungi, Glomeromycota, Glomeromycetes, Glomerales, Glomeraceae.